Medioppia subpectinata is the source of this 870-nucleotide messenger RNA. The record is from the annotation of a GenBank genome assembly. Lineage: Eukaryota; Metazoa; Arthropoda; Arachnida; Sarcoptiformes; Oppiidae.
AUGAGGCCUGGUCGACUUAAAUGGCUGAUUACAGUUAAGGAUACUACUGUUCGGCCUACAGAUGUAUGGCUAUGCGGUUAUAUGAAGUCAGGCAACACUUGGCUCUCAGAGAUUGUGUCCCUAAUAAUGGCCGACGGAGUGGUCGAUAGAGUGACAGAUCGGCCCAUAUCUGAGAGGGUGCCCAACAUUUUCAAUUCACCCGAUAAUCACUUCAAUUGUGAUUCAUUUAAGAAGUUAACUGAUCCCAGAAUUACUGUCAACCAUUUGGAGCUCAAAUAUUUACCACGUUUUGAGGGAAAAGAAGGAAAGAUGAUAUACAUUAUGCGUAACCCAAAGGACGUUUGUGUCUCGUUAUAUCACGUCCACCACAUGUGGGAUAACUCGCCCAUAGAUUGGGAUGACUUCUGCCAACUCUUUCUCGACGGACACCUAAUGCAAGGCGAUUGGUUGUCACACGUGACCGACUUCUGGCUCACGUACGGCACUGGGAAUCACCCGAACGUACUGUUCAUAGCGUACGAGGAGUUGAUCGCAGACUCGGCGGCAAUGAUCGCCACAAUCGCCCGCUUUCUCGGCAAACAGUUUACGGCCGAAACGGUGGCCAACAUUACGACUCACUGUUCGCUGCAGACUAUGCGCGACAAUCCGAUGGCUAAUCAAUCAGAUCUGAUAACCCGUUUUGGUAAACCGGGCGCACAAUUCGUACGGAAGGGAACUAUAGGCGACUGGAGGGCACACAUGACUGACACACAGUCGGCACUGUUUGACGAGCGUUUUGGGCAACAAUUGAGAGCUAUUGGACUCCAUGUGUGCGACGACUUGGCCUCAGCCGAGACCGUUAUGCGCGCAACCGGUCGUUUUAAACAUUAA